ACCGUACCAGCCAACACCAAGACCACAAACUAUCAGUUCCAUACUUCCUUAGGACGCGCUAAUUUUUCCAUGGGAAGAACUCCAAAGGGUUUUUAUGGACCGCUAAGCGUUGAAACAGGUACUGAUAACCGAAUCCCUCGACCUUACAAGUAUCACAGGCAACGGGCCUCGACUGAACGCAUUUCCGUUAACUUGGACUCAGCACCAUGUCAUCUUUGUCAUGGAUCGCUGACUUUUCCUCUGGUUCGAAGGAGACAAGAGCCUUCCCAUCGUUCUGAUGCACAAAUUUUUCUUUUUUUUAAGGGGGGGGGCGUGUUCUUAUGGAAUCUGUUGAAGGAAUAUCUCAGGCAAGAAGAACUCUCCUUCCGCCUGCUCCGAUCUGCAGCCAGCGUUUCCUCCCUGCAGCACUGUCGAUGGUUUUGCUUUUUAGAAAAGACGGACAUGCUAUCUUCAAUGUUGCUCCCUGAUCACCGAAAGGACUACUUGCUUCAUCUUUACAGUGGACGGCGCGUGGUAUAUUCAACUCUACCCCAGAAUUAAGACGGCGAUGCGUAUCAGCAAGCACUGCCCAAUGCUGCGGCUGCAGGGGACCCAAUACUCGAUUACAAAACGUACGCUGAGAGCUGUGAUUGUACCCUCGUUAGAUGAAACUAAUUUAGCUACAUGACCUUUCGUUUCACAACGUUGUCCAAAGCCUUUGGAGGCCGUCUCUACGUAACAAUUAUCGAAUUAUCGAUAUCGUUUCGGAUGCAUACGGUAUG
This is a messenger RNA of Guyanagaster necrorhizus, 761 nucleotides long. RefSeq lists its product as uncharacterized. Bases 70 to 540 code for a protein of 156 amino acids. Lineage: Eukaryota; Fungi; Basidiomycota; Agaricomycetes; Agaricales; Physalacriaceae. The transcript has a single exon. The record is from RefSeq and is a predicted model, not a curated record.